AUGGACAGAGGGAAGGAGGAGGAAGCCAUGGAAAAUGAGCCUCUCAGGGAGCAAGAUCAACUGCAAGAGGAUGAGGACGCGGCCCAACACUCGCAGAUCUCCCUCCAUGGGCUCCAGCUGGACAAGAGAGAGAAACGCUCGGUCAUGCAGAAAGCUACUGCGCAAGCGAAGAAUCUCAACAUCGACAAGACCAUGGCGCUACGAGAGGCCCGAGGGAACAAGUGUAACUAUAUCCUUGGUCUGGCAUCCUGCAUUCUCGCAGUUGCACUUGUCGCUACCAUGAACACCCUCUUUGAGUACACUCCUCUCCUGUUCCUCUCCAUUGCUGAGUACAAUGUCGGAGAGAUGGAUGUGACGGUGCUUCCAUCAAGCUGGACAUCAUUGACCUAUCUGAACUACAGCAACGUGAGAAGUACUGUAGGAGGGGAAGAUGUCUUGUUCAACUACUCUUCUCCCCGUUGGUCCAUUUAUACUUCAGCUUGGAACACAAAACUCUGCAACAACCAAGGUUGGAACUUCCGGGACGCAAGCGAUCGAUAUCUUGGCAAGGACGGAUCGAGUUGUGGACUGCAUGCUGAAUCUUCAACGUCGUCAUGUGUUGCAGAGCAGUGCGGAGCUCCGGACAGUGCAGAUUUGUACCUCAUAGACUCCUACCUGGAGGAGAGGAUGGGUCUUGGAUCGCACUGGCACCUGGAAGCAGCCCCUCCGGGAAGUGUAUAUCUGCACAAAGACCUUGCAACGAUGCUGAAUGCUACAGUCGGGAGUGAGUUGAUCCUUCAGUUCUCGCUGAGCGAUCUCUUCAGUAUUGCUCUGCCACGAAGUUUAACAGCUCCACUGGGCCUCCAGGACUCUGAACAGUUCCGAUCUUCGACUACGAUCUUGCUCCCUGUUCGGGUGAGCUCCAUUUUUGAGCAGACGGGAGGGAAGUUCAAUGAGGAGGCGACGAAUGCUGUUGUGAUGGAGUACGGCACGUUCAUCGAAGCUGUGUCAAAGAAUCUCAACCCCAAUGCCAACUAUCUGCAAGACUCUUUCUCGAGCAUUGACUUGUAUGAAUACGCUCAAUAUGUUUGCUACAACCUCCCGCCUCCUCGAAGCGUGUUCUACAUGAAGAACGACUACUCUGUCGUGCAGACCAAAGUGCUGCACAUGAUGUCGAGACUGGUCACCAAAAUAGGCUUCGAGUACAUCGAUGCAUCGAUCAUGUUGUUGGGAGAAUUGAGGGUGCUCAGGACGGUUUCUAUCUUUCUUGGUCUGAUCAUCAGCAUCAUCAUCGUGGCACUUGUGUUUCUGCUGUGCCUUCUCAUGUACUCGCUGCUCAUCAUCUCAGUGGAGAACAGAGCUUUCGAUCUCGGGGUCCUGCGAAUGGUCGGCAUGACCCGCCGGGGAGUUAUUCGACUUCUCCUCCUCCAGACCUUCUUGACGAGCAUUCCUGGCUGGGCCAUCGGCCUGCUGGUGUCCAAGUUCCUGGUAGCAGCUGUGCUGGACCUGCUCAAGUCGAUCUUCGAGUGGAAGACAAUCCCACAGGUCGAGACGUUCUCCAUCCAGUACGCGACAGUGAUCGGGCUGCUGGUCCCUGCCGUUGCCGUCAUCCUUCCCAUCCGCAAAGCCCUCUCGGUAUCUCUUACUGACGCCCUUGACAUCCGGAGGAACAAGGUCGUGGCCGUCAAGGUUUCGCUGGAGCGCGCGAGUCAGAAGAUUAUCCCGACACCGCUGAUUGUCAUCGGCAGCCUGAUGACGAUGUUCGGCGUGCUUGUGUACUACAUGUUUCCUCUUGCUCUGCUCACCUUCAACCUGACUCUCCUCCUCUACAUCUUCUUUGCUCUGCUCAUGGGCAUCCUUGCUGGUUUGGUGCUGCUGUCUAUGAACAUAGAGAGGCCUGUGGAGUACGUCAUCACAAACAUUUUCUUCUGGUGGUCGGAAAGUUCAAUGCGAACCACCCUGCACAAGAAUCUGAUAGCCCACAGGACCAGAAACCGCAAGACAACACUCAUGUACUCCCUGUCCUUGGCCUUCGUCGUCUUUGUCAUCGUCUUGCUAUCCAUGCAGAUUGAACAGUUCAAACUGAACCAGCUGAGGAAGAACGGGAGCGUGCUUGCCAUGUACUGCCCGACUUUGGUCAAGGCCGCGUGGGCAGCGCGACAGAUAGAAGAAUUUGUACAGGAGAACCGGCUGGUGGAAGACUUUGCGCUCGUCUCGCAUUCUUUUCGCUCUGUCACAUCGCAGAGCAACAGCAUCCGAACUCUCGGGAGGGUCGUCUCAGCUGGGAACGAUGUCUACGCCGUCACCCCAAACUUCUUCAAGGUGGCGAGCGAAGGGUUCCUGACGAUCCGAGACCAGCUGCCCAGCUACUUCGACCAGCUCACUGAGAGCAUUUACAGUGCCAUGGGCUCUCAGUCGAUGCUCAUCGGGUCCCUGUACAUGGACAAGAUGGCAAUGACGCUGAAUUCCUCCUUCCUGCUGCAGCUGCAAGGGGAGCCAGCCAUGUACGAGAGGCUUCGUCCCAUGGCCUUCCUCGAUGGAGUCCCGAAGCUGACGAUGUCAAGGUACCCGGCGAGGCAGUUCCAGGACGCCAUCGUCUCGUUCCCGACGUUUGCAAGGCUCGUAAGGCAUCUCAAGGAUGGCUACUCGGUGCGGGACAUCCCGCUCUACUUCACUCUCUUCAAGCUCAAGGACGGGCUGUCGCAGGAGGAGGUGGACGAGAUCAGCGAUCAGAUGUCAAACCUCGCUAGCGACAUCGGCUGCCGCCCGCGAGACGUCAGGAACAGGUACCGAGGCUUCCAGAUCGCGUCAGACGCCAUGGGCAUCUUUUCGUCGUUGACAACGGGCGUGGCGCUCAUCGUUUCCUUCUUCUCUCUCGUCUCCUCCAUGUUCGCCAACAUUCAGGAGCAAGCCAAGGAGCUCGGGUUGCUGCGAGCCAUCGGGGUGACGCGCAACUGGAUCGCAAGGCUCUACACCAUGGAGGCGACUGUCCUUGUCCUGAGCUCUGCCCUCCUUGGAUUGGGCAUCGGCGCCAUUGUGGCCUCUACGGUGAAUCUGAAGCACGAGGAGAGGAUCAUUCUGACGAAGUUUGUCUCGCAGGUCACAGCACAGCAAACCAUGUUCACGCAGCUGCCGCUCCUCCUCAAGCUGCCUCCAGAGAUCAUCGUCGUCAUCCUCCUCGGAGCUGUUGGCUCAGCUUGUCUGUCCUCCUACUUCCCGGCGAGGCGCAUCAUGCAAGAGAAGAUCGUGAAGCUGCUCAAGGCUCGAUGA
Guillardia theta CCMP2712 is the source of this 3249-nucleotide messenger RNA. RefSeq lists its product as hypothetical. Bases 1 to 3249 code for a protein of 1082 amino acids. NCBI's taxonomy places the organism in Eukaryota, Cryptophyceae, Pyrenomonadales, Geminigeraceae. The record is from RefSeq and is a predicted model, not a curated record. The transcript is spliced from 6 exons. Gene Ontology annotation, cellular component: membrane.